AUGGCCGCCUACAACUAUACCACACCAGACUGGCUCGACACAGGUGACAACGCUUGGCAGCUCACGGCCGCUACGCUCGUCGGCCUUCAGUCUAUUCCUGGUCUUGUUGUCAUGUAUGCUGGUAUCGUGAAGCGGAAAUGGGCAGUGAACAGUGCUUUCAUGGCCUUCUACGCAUUUGCUUGCGUCCUCAUUUGUUGGGUGCUUUGGGCAUAUAAGAUGGGCUUUGGGGAGCAAUGGGGAGCGGCACCUUUCGUGGGAAUACCAGGACCGAUCCAAACCAUCGACAGCGAGCUCGUUCAGGCAUAUUUCCCAGCAUCUGGUAUUACAGCCAACUAUCCCAUGUCCACAAUGGUUUACUUCCAAUUUGUCUUCGCGGCCAUCACACUCGUCAUCUUGGCAGGCGCAGUCCUUGGACGCAUGAACUUCAAGGCGUGGAUGCUUUUCGUCCCUCUUUGGCUCACUUUCUCUUACGUCGUCGGGGCCUUCUCCCUUUGGGGAGGUGGGUUCCUCGCCUCUCGCGGUGUCAUCGAUUAUUCCGGCGGUUACGUCAUUCACGUUUCAUCUGGCACCGCUGGUUUUGUCGCAGCAUUCUGGGUUGGCCCUCGCUUGCCCCAGGAUCGCGAGGAUUUCCGCCCCAACAAUGUACUUCUCGCACUUGUCGGCGCCGGCAUUCUCUGGACGGGCUGGAACGGAUUCAACGGUGGUGACCCGUAUGCGGCCAGUGCUGAUGCUGGUGCGGCGGUGCUCAACACGAACAUUGCCACAGCCAUGAGUCUGCUCGUCUGGACCAUCCUCGACCUGAUCUUCUUCAAGAAGCCCGCUGUGAUCGGUGCUGUUCAGGGGAUGAUCACCGGUCUCGUCGCUAUCACGCCCGCUGCCGGCGUCGUUGCUGGUUGGGGUGCCAUCGUCAUUGGCGCGCUCUCUGGCUCGAUCCCCUGGUUCUCGAUGAAUUACCUCGGCAAGAAGUUUGCACCCUGGACCUACGUCGACGACACUCUCGGCGUGUACCACACUCACUUAGCAGCGGGUGUCGUCGGUGGCAUGGCGACUGGUCUCUUCGCUACAGCAGAGGGCUGCGCUGCAUUCGCACUCACAAAUCCGGGCGGUGCCAUCGAGGGGAACUGGAAGCAAGUCUGGCUGCAACUCGUUGGCGCCCUUUUUAUCAUCGGCCUCAACCUCGUCAUGACUUCGAUCAUCUGCUGCUUCAUCAAGUACGUCUGCAGGAUUCCUCUGCGCAUGUCCGACGCAGAACUCUUGAUCGGUGACGAUGCGGCUCACGGUGAGGAUGCCUACGCGUUCGGCGAUGCUGUCCAGCCCAGCCUUCGAAUGAGCCCGAGGCGCGAGAUGAUGCCACUCCACGAGCUCGAGGAGGGCAAUGGGAAGAAUCACGCAUCUACCACUGCCCGAACUGAGGAAGUCGGGUAUUAGAUGUGCCUCUUGUUAGCCCGCGUGAUCAGUAUUUCACGCGCUUCGCGUUACGCGUGUUCUCCCAAGCUCAACUUCAUGAAUGUCUUUUAUUACCACGGUUUUCAC
Dacryopinax primogenitus is the source of this 1533-nucleotide messenger RNA. Its product is annotated as ammonium transporter. Lineage: Eukaryota; Fungi; Basidiomycota; Dacrymycetes; Dacrymycetales; Dacrymycetaceae. Gene Ontology annotation, biological process: ammonium transmembrane transport. The record is from RefSeq and is a predicted model, not a curated record. The transcript has 5 exons. The coding region runs from base 1 to 1428 and encodes 475 amino acids. Gene Ontology annotation, molecular function: ammonium channel activity. Gene Ontology annotation, cellular component: plasma membrane.